AUGUCAAGAGUAGCUAGAGCACAGUGUGCCAACUGUACUUGCUCACCAGGUUUAUUGUCGAGAACAAAUAAAAAGUCCGUAUCAUUUGCUAAAAGAAUUAAUCUUAAUAGACUCAAUAGCAGUGGCAGUAUUAAAGAUGGAUCACAAUCAAGAAAAGGUUCUGUUUUCACUUUGGAUCCAUCUUUGUGCUUGCCCGAAACUAAAGAAGUCAAUACCACUCAAAGGUUGGAAAGGUUGAGACAAGAGAUGAAAAAACAAGAUUUGGGUAUUUAUAUUGUCCCCAGUGAAGAUCAACACCAAUCGGAAUAUACCUCUGCUUAUGACCAAAAAAGAAGUUUUAUUAGUGGCUUCAGUGGAAGUGCUGGUGUUGCCAUUAUUACCAGAGAUUUGAACAGUGUUGGUGGAGACGACUUUACUCAGGGUAGUGCUGCAUUAUCAACUGACGGCCGUUAUUUUACUCAAGCACUUGAUGAGUUGGAUUUUAAUUGGAUUUUGUUGAAGCAAGGAGCUAAAGGCGAACCUACUUGGGAAGAAUGGACUGCACAACAAGCAUCUCAGUUGAGUUUGGAUAGUGGGUCCAAAGUGAAAAUUGGUGUUGAUCCUAAAUUGUGGAGUUAUAAACAAUACCAGAAAUUUAAAGGCGUUAUUGAAAAACAGUUGACGAAAACACCAAAGGCGCAGAUUGAAAUCACUCCCGUGGUUGAUAAUUUGAUAAAUAAGAUUUGGGAAGAUUUUGAAUCCUUGCCACCAUCUACGCUUGGUGAAAUAAAACAUUUGGAUUUGAGUUUUACUGGUAAAGAAGCAAGCGACAAAAUAAAGGGAAUUAGAGACCAAGUGGCCAAAGAUGACGUUGAUGGUAUGGUAAUUACAGCAUUGGAUGAAAUUGCUUGGUUGUUGAAUUUGCGUGGUCUGGAUAUUCCUUAUAAUCCCGUGUUUUACAGUUUUGUUAUUCUUACAAAGUCUCAAUUAAAGUUAUUUGUUGGACAAAAUAGACUAUCCUCACAUAUAAUUGAUAACUUGGAGAAGAUUGGUGUUACUAUUGAACCAUAUGAACAAUUUUACUCAUCGUUGAGCUCACUUUCAAAAGAGAUUGCUGUUGAUAACAAGAAACUAUUUAUACCGAACAAUGCCAACUGGGAAGUUGUACGAAGCUUACAAUGUUCAUUUAAUGAAGGAUUAUCUGCUGUUGAAUUACAAAAAUCAAUCAAAAAUGAAACUGAAUUGAAAGGGGCAGAAAUUGCUCACUUGAAGGAUGGAAGAACAUUGAUUAAAUUCUUUGCUUGGUUGGAAAAUGAAAUUGUGGAAAAUGGAGAAAUGAUUGAUGAAGUUACUGCUGAUGAGAAAUUGACUGAAUAUAGACAACAAGAAGAUAAUUUUGUUGGAUUGUCAUUUGAUACAAUUAGUGCUACUGGGGCCAAUGGUGCUGUAAUACACUAUAAACCAACCAAAGGAGCAUGUUCAGUCAUCAAUCCAGAAAAGAUUUAUCUUAACGAUUCAGGAUCUCAAUUCUUAGAAGGAACUACUGACACAACUAGAACUGUCCACUUCUCCACUCCAACUAGAGAACAAAUCAGAAACUACACUUUGGUUUUGAAGGGAAACAUUGCUUUAUCAACCUUGAAGUUCCCUGAAGGAACAACUGGUAACCUAAUUGAUUCUGUAGCAAGGCAAUACCUUUGGGACUAUGGUUUGGAUUACGGCCAUGGAACAUCUCAUGGAAUUGGUGCUUAUCUUAAUGUUCAUGAAGGUCCAAUAGGUAUUGGUCCAAGACCAAACGCGGCCGCAAAUGCAUUGCAACUGGGUAACCUUAUCUCAAAUGAACCUGGGUUUUACAAAGAAGGCGAUUAUGGAAUUCGUAUUGAAAAUGUCAUGUAUAUCAAGCCAAGUCAGUAUACUUUUGCCGGAAAGAAAUAUUUGGAAUUCGAAACUGUUACAAAAGUGCCAUUUUGUAAGAAAUUGAUUGAUACUUGUAUGUUGACUGAAAAGGAAAUUAGAUGGGUUAACAAGUAUCAUGCAACAAUUUGGAGAGAAUUGAGUAAUAGCCUUGGCAAGAACAGUAUUGCUUAUAAAUGGUUAAAGAGAGAAACUGAACCAAUUGCUCCUUAG
This is a messenger RNA of Lodderomyces orthopsilosis Co 90-125, 2106 nucleotides long. RefSeq names its product aminopeptidase P. The record is from RefSeq and is a predicted model, not a curated record. Gene Ontology annotation, molecular function: metalloaminopeptidase activity. The transcript has a single exon. Lineage: Eukaryota; Fungi; Ascomycota; Pichiomycetes; Serinales; Debaryomycetaceae. Bases 1 to 2106 code for a protein of 701 amino acids.